This is a messenger RNA of Phoenix dactylifera (date palm), 2391 nucleotides long. NCBI's taxonomy places the organism in Eukaryota, Viridiplantae, Streptophyta, Magnoliopsida, Arecales, Arecaceae. The record is from RefSeq and is a predicted model, not a curated record.
AAUUCAAAUGAGGUUGAGAAGCAAUUAAAGGAUUCACAGCAGUCAUCUUUGUCUCAGUUUCAGAAUAAUAUACCAGGACUUUGGAACAUUUUGCAGUGGCAUGCAAUCUUAACUGCGGCAAAUCGAGAUCCUGACCUUCUCCCAAUGGACGACGAGGCAAUAGAUAGGGGUAUUAUCUCAGUAACCCUGGAGGUUGUUAAGCCUAAAGGAGGGGAGAGGAUAAAUUGGACAGGGAAAACAUCUCCUAGUGGUUCACCUUCUUUUUCAAACAGUGAUGAAAAGCCUCUGCCUCGAUAUCUCCAAACUUCUAUAAAGUCAUGCCAUGAUUUUUGUAAGUAUGGAAGGAAACAUGAUUUCGAAGGAAAGGAAAGGCAUUCCUUUCUUCGCAGAUCAAGAAAUAAUAUUGUCACGGGUGAAGAGCAAAAUGAGGCAAAAGCUUUGGAUCUUGGAGAAAGAGGCAAGACACCUGUAAGGAAACUGAAGUCCUCGCCUACGCAGAGAAUUGAAUUUUCUGAUAAACCUAAAGCCAUCAAGCAUAAGGCUUUGUCAACAACCAAGGGACCUGGAUUGUCGGAGAGACGUGUCACCAAGGAGUUGCAGACUCUGUCACCUGGCCAUAAAAACAUUGUGCCUGGCAAGCAGGCAAUUCUUCCUGCAUCCCCAGAAAAUGAACAGAUAAAGUUAAAAAGCCUCAAUACAGGUGGCAGAAAGGAGAGGCAGAUAAUCAAACAGAAGACCCCACUGCAGUCAAAAACAUUCCUCAACAAGCCCAAAGUUUUGAAGCAAAAAGAUCUGUCCCAUGGCAACGAAGUUGAUGCGCGUGGGAAGCCUGGUACCAUGAAGGAAAAGUCUGUGUUGUCUGCCAAGAAAGGUAUAGCAUCAGUUAAGCCCAAAUUGCUCAGGCAGAUAUCUGUGAAGAAACCUGUAACAGCUGCUAAACCAGUUAUUAUUAAGCAAAAGGCAUCGGUGCCUCCCAAGAGUAUUAGUAUCUCUGCUAAACCUGAAAUCUCCUUGAAGGCAAAGAAAACUCCAGUGGUAAAGUCUGCAUGCUCAUUAACUCCUUCAGCAGGUCUAGCUAGUCGAAGGAAUCGGGAGGACAAGACAUAUAAGGUUCAGGGAGUGACAAAAGGUGGACAAGGGAAAGUAUCAAAACCAACAACAGCUUCUUUGCCUGCCAAGUCUGCUCGUAAUGGGGUCUCAGACUUGCAACUGAUGAAACAUAGAAAUGCAAAGCUCGCUGCUCCUGUAAAAGGUCAAGAAAAUGUUGAAAAUACUGCAAGUGAUAGUGGAGAAAAGGUUGAAAAGGCUGAACAUGACAUUGAUGGGAAUGAGGAGGAAACAUUGUAUGUCAUUGAGUCCAAAGCAGAGAAUGUUGAUUUGGAUUUCAUGCAGCAAAUAUCUGAUGGCCACCAGACACUAGAAUCAAUUUCACCUGAUGAGGAGGAGGUUGAGGAACCUGAAUCUGUGUCUGGAUUUAGUAAAUCAAGUGAAUCACUAUUUGAUGAUGUGGAAACAGAAAGCAACAGCAGUGAUGAAUUAUCAAAGGGUGAAGACAGAAGGAGACCACGAAGAACUGCAAUCGUUCACCCAGAAGAUAAUAUUCCUGCGCCUUACAGAUUGAAGUUUAGGAGAGGUAGAGUAAUUGAACCCCAGACUGAGAGCAAUGGUCCAAGAAGGCUCAAAUUCAGGAGAAGAGGAGUGGUGGGUGAGAACUCAAAUGUUCGUCUAGUAGGGAGGAGAAGUUUUAGGCGGAGGAAUGCGAUGGAUGUCUCAAAUGAUCCAAAUCCACAAGCUCAAGGUGUGGUCCUGAGGCAUCAAGAUACAAGGGGGAAGAAAGAGGCGCAGAGUUUGUUCAAUAAUGUGAUUGAAGAAACUGCAAGUAAGCUGGUAGAGACCAGGAGGAGCAAGGUGAAGGCUUUGGUGGGCGCUUUCGAGACUGUGAUCUCCCUCCAGGAUGGCAAACCAGCAUCUACAGCCUAAGUUGGUAGUAAAGUGACUGUCUUUGCAUGAUGAUUAUUGGAAUGCUCGUGGUCAGAUAUUGUUAAAUAUAACUCAGAAUGUCUUGAGUAUAUAUCAUAUAAGAUCCGACUCUACAAGUAUAUGUGAAGUUGGAUUUAUGGAAAGGCUUGUGUGUAUAUCUGUAAAUGAAGAGAUGUAUGUCGAGAAAAGUAGCGUGGAUUGAAAAGGUUUGGAGUUCGCAUGUGUUAUUUUGUGCUGUCUUGCUUUAUAUCUGUUGCUGGGAAGGACUUAUUCUCUUUAUUCUUUAGUUCAUGCUAAUUUGUUUCUUCUUGGAACUGUACUUAAUAAGCCCAGUAACAUUAGGUGGAUUGAUAUUUGUUUGAAUGAGUGUAUUUGGAUCGUUCAUUCCAUAAGUAAAUUGGCCUUGAGUUU